UCUUCCUUCGUCCUUCUUCCUUCUUUCUUUUUCCUUCUUACUUCUUCCUUCUUCUUUCUUCCUACGUCCUUCUUCCUUCUUCCGUUCUACUUCUUCCUCACUUCGCACUACUCACUUGUCACUCCCCAGUUUGCAUUCGGCCUAGUGACCAUUCGGCCUAAUGACCCAGCAUCGUCCGGGACUACACCUACACGAAGCACGUUUGUCGGGACUGUAAGCAAACCGGCCACAAAGAAGGGUAUUGUGGCAGCUACACAUCGAAGGCGGCACUCAAGAAGAAGCACGUGGACGGAAUUUUCUCCAUCAACCAGGUCAGCUGCACUUCUAGACGGAAGUUCCAAACGGUGGAUAUCAACGGGUCUCAAGUGACCAAUAACAGCAUCAACCUGAUCGGUCUGGACUGGAUCGAGCUGUUCAAGCUAUCUGCAAUAUGCAACCAGGUCCACGUUGCCGAUGGUCAAGUCAAUCAAAUCCAAGUGUACAAAGCUGCGUAUCCCGAAGUGUUCAAGAACGGCCUCGGACACUGCAAGAAGAUGAAGGUCCGACUCUAUCUCAAGCCCGAUGCCAAACCCGUUUUCAAGCCGCGCGCCCAGUUCCUUUCACGUCCAUGGAGAAGAUCGAUGCGGAGCUGGACCGACUUCAAUCGCUGGGCAUCAUCACGCCUGUCGAUUUUUCGCAGUGGGCGGCUCCGAUCGUCGUAGUGAAGAAGCCCGGAGGAAAAGUACGAAUCUGUGCCGAUUACUCAACUGGACUGAACGCUGCCCUGGAGGCCAACCAUUACCCGCUACCGGUCCCUGAUGACAUCUUUACCAAGCUCAAUAAGUGCCGAUAUUUCAGCGUCAUCGACCUGAGUGACGCCUAUCUUCAAGUGGAAGUUGACGACGACUCGAAGCAGCUGCUCACAAUCAACACGCAUCGAGGUCUCUUCCGCUUCAACCGGCUCGCACCAGGAGUAAAAUCCGCUCCCGGGGCCUUCCAGCAGUUGAUGAACAGCAUGGUUGCCGAUCUCGAAGGAGUGGACACGUUUCUGGACGACAUCUUCGUGGCCAGCAAAACCGAAGAGGAGCACCACAAGAUGCUCAACGCACUGUUUCAACGCCGUCAAGCCUACGGUUUCGUUCUGAGGGAAGAAAAGUGCAACAUUUCGCGCAUUGGCGCACAUCGUAGACGAGAACGGUCUCCGCUCAGACCCAUCCAAGGUGGAAGCUAUUGUCAAGAUGCCACCGCCCAAAGAUGUCACAACUCUACGGAGAUGCGGCAGCCACUCGACGCGCUGCUGAAGAAGGAUGCCAAAUUCGUUUGGAACAGCGAGUGCCAGAAAUCGUUCAGGCGCUUGAAGUACUCCAGUCGGAUUUGCUUCUGAUAUACUACGAUCCAUCACUAGACAUCAUAGUUGCUGCCGACGCCUCGUAGUCCGGAAUCGGUGCCUGCCUUCUACACAGGUUCCCCGAUGGCUCACUCAAAUCUGUUGCACACGCUUCCCGCUCACUCACACCCGCGUAGGCAAAACGGACAGAUCGAGAAGGAAGGUCUUGCACUGGUGUUUGCCGUAACGAAAUUCCAUCGGAUGCUGCUUGGACGCAAGUUCACCCUCCAGACGGAUCAUCAGCCACUCCUGCGGAUAUUCGGACAGAAGAAGGGUAUUCCGGUUCACAUGGCCAACCGCCUUCAACGUUGGGCCCUGACGCUGACCACAUUGCUGAUUUUGUGAAGAGAUGUGAAAGCUGUGUUGAAAAUUAUUAUUAUUAUUUAUUGAAAAUUACUUACGAAAAAUACUUACAAAAAUCGCAGGUUGAAGAGAGAAAACCGAGCAUUUGACAAGCAUAACAAAAACAACUAUGCUGUCAGUAAUGCACGGUGAGAGAAACACGCGGAAAAGUGACAGCGUCUUUAGUGUCUUUUCAGUUGUAUACCUAGGACUCCUACACACCGAUUGAGAAUUAAGCGCAACACGAGAAAAUCGCGAGUGUCGGAUCCCGGUAUUAGUCCCUGUAGAUACAUUUUCCUCAUGUGGCCCUUAUCAAUAGAAAGGACGCUACGCCCCGUCGAACUUCCAGUUUU
Messenger RNA from Armigeres subalbatus, 2061 nucleotides. RefSeq lists its product as uncharacterized. The coding region runs from base 431 to 1363 and encodes 310 amino acids. The record is from RefSeq and is a predicted model, not a curated record. The transcript has 2 exons. NCBI's taxonomy places the organism in Eukaryota, Metazoa, Arthropoda, Insecta, Diptera, Culicidae.